Molecule: messenger RNA, 5651 nt
Organism: Dalotia coriaria
Lineage: Eukaryota; Metazoa; Arthropoda; Insecta; Coleoptera; Staphylinidae
Product: phospholipid-transporting ATPase ABCA3-like
Exons: 12
Coding region: 434-5428 (1664 amino acids)
Biological process (GO): lipid transport; transmembrane transport
Cellular component (GO): membrane; intracellular membrane-bounded organelle
Molecular function (GO): ATP hydrolysis activity; ABC-type transporter activity; lipid carrier activity
Source: RefSeq, a predicted model, not a curated record
UGGAAGGACGUAAACUUGAACUCUCCGCGCGCACACGCGCGUUCAUAUUUGUUGUCUUGUUUGUGUUUGCGGAUCUAACGGUGUCCGAUGCGCGUAUAUAAUUGCGGCGGCGGGGCGGCCAAACCGCGCGCCUUUUAAUCAUUCACACGACGCUCGGCGGCCGUGAAGCAACAGCAACACUACACCAGCAGCCGCGUUCGUGUCGUGUGGUCGUAGUUCUAUAAAUUGUUCUAUGUUCAGACUCGCGCGUGUACAUAUCCCCUGGAAUUUGUUGCUAUAUUACGACGCUCGACGCACCGCAUUGUGAUCAGCGCGCGCGAGUGAUUCACGCGCUGCCAAACAUGAUUGACGUAUGAUUAUCUAAAAACCAAACGAAAUUAUCCGGAAAAUUCGCGAAAUUCAAGUGCCACCCGCCAUAGACAGAGUCGACAAAAUGGCUGACAGUAAACUCGGUAAAUUCGGCUUGUUAAUGUGGAAGAACUGGAAAUUACAGCUACGACAUCCGGUGCAAACACUUUUUGAGAUUCUGGUACCGGUUUUCUUCUGCGCCAUCUUGGUUUUAGUCCGGUCAUUAGUUGAAAGUGAAGAAAUCCAAGAAGUGCAUUAUCCUGAAUUCUCUCCGUAUGAAAAUAAUACAUUAAGCCGGUAUAAAAUUGCGUUUGCUCCCAAUACAUCGAAUGGCGUCAACAAUCUGAUGCAGGAUGUAACGGAAAUGAUAGUAAAAUGCCGGCCGGACUGUGAAAACGUAACCAACAUAAUGAAAGGAUUUGCAACAGCACAAGAAUUAGAAAACUAUUUGGUAUCAACACCAUCGAAGAGAGUAGGAAUUGUAUUUCCGGCUUCAUACGCAAACAUGGUGGAUAUUCCUCGGAAAGUUGACUUUACACUCAGAUUUCCAUCUGAAUUACAAUCGACAUUUAGUCCCGUGACUGUGUUAACAUGGAGAACAAAUUUACUUUAUCCUUUAAUUCAAGAAGCUGGUCCACGUGAAAGAUUUACCAACACCACAGCGCAACCUUAUUAUUACGCGGAGAAUUUCCUGGCACUGCAAAGUUACAUCUCGCAGGCAAUCGUGGAGGCGAAAUCUGGCGCCGGAUUGGCGCCCAGCCAGCCGGAAGUUACCAUGCGUCGCUUUCCUUAUCCCGCAUUCAUCAACGAUCUGUUGAUGCUCGUGAUGCGCGAUAUGAUUGGUUUAAUUAUUGUACUAGCCUUCGAGUACACGGCCAUUUCAAUCAUCAAGGUCAUCACUACCGAAAAGGAGAAACAAUUGAAGGAAUCGAUGAAGAUUAUGGGACUCCCCGGUUGGUUACAUUGGACGGCAUGGUUCGUUAAGUCGCUGCUUUUCAUGCUCAUCUCAAUCAUCAUUAUGGUAACGCUGUUUAAGAUCAGCGCGUGGUAUGAUGAGGGCAUUCCCCCUGUUCUACCAAAAUGCAGCAUUGCUUUGUUGUUGAUAUUCUUGGUACUCUACGCCAUUGCUACAAUAACAUUAUGUUUUGCAAUUAGUGUAUUCUUUACAAAAGCCAACAUGGCGGCUGGUAUUGGAGGUGUGCUUUUCUUUCUUUUCUUGGUACCGCAUACGAUACUUAGAAAGAACUAUCAAGAAUUAGCACUGUCUACGAAAUUAUCUGCGUCGUUGAUGUCAAAUACAGCAAUGGCGUAUGGUUUUCAAUUAAUCUGUAUGUUUGAAAGCACCGGGGAAGGAUUACAAUGGUAUAACUUGUUCCGUCCGGUCACUCCGGAUGAUAAUCUAGCAAUGGCGCAUAUUUUACUCAUGCUGGUUGUGGACAGUAUUAUUUAUUUAUUGAUUGCGCUUUAUGUGGAAGCCAUUUUCCCCGGAAGAUAUGGAGUGGCCAAAAAAUGGAACUUUAUAUUUUCGUGGAUGUAUAAGAAAAACGGAAAAAUUAGAAAUCAGCUCCCUGAGGAUGGUAAUUCAGAUCCAACUAGAUAUGAAGAGGAACCAAAGGAUAUGAAACCUGGAAUUGAUAUUCGUGGCCUCACUAAAAUCUACGAAAAAGAAAAACGCGCUGUGAAUAAUAUUUUUUUACGAAUGUACGAAGGGCAGAUCACAGUUCUGCUUGGACACAAUGGUGCUGGUAAAACUACCACAAUGUCAAUGCUUACCGGCAUGGAGAAUCCGUCUUUUGGUACGGCGGUUGUCAACGGAUAUGACCUGCGUACGCAAAUAGGAAAAGUGCGACAGAGUUUAGGGCUUUGUCCACAACAUAAUAUACUCUUUGACGAACUCACAGUUGCUGAGCAUAUAUAUUUCUACAGUCGAUUGAAAGGCAUGCCCGCUAAUGAAAUAGAAGGCGAAAUAACUCAUUAUCUCAGACUUCUGCAAUUAGAAGAUAAAAGGGAUAAAAGAUCAGCAACACUUUCCGGUGGAAUGAAACGUAAAUUAUCUGUUGCUGUGGCGUUUUGUGGAGGAUCAAAAGUUGUUAUGUUGGAUGAGCCUACAGCUGGAAUGGACCCAGCUGCUAGAAGAGCGUUAUGGCAAUUGGUGGAAUCACAGAAAACCGGAAGGACUGUUAUGUUGACUACACACUUUAUGGACGAGGCUGAUUUAUUAGGUGAUAGAAUUGCUAUUAUGGCUGGUGGGGUUUUACAGUGUUGUGGGUCGAGUUUCUUCUUGAAGAAGCGUUAUGGUGCUGGAUACCAUUUAAUUAUUGAAAAACUGCCAAGUUGCGAUGUGAGUAAAGUUACGGAUACUGUAAGGCAACACAUUCCACAUGCACAUGUUGAAUCGAAUAUUGGUUCCGAGUUGACUUAUCUACUCAAUGAAGAGGACGCAUUUAGAUUUGAACCUAUGUUGUUGCAAAUUGAGAGUAAUUUAGAUGAUUUAGGAAUAGGAAGUUAUGGAAUUUCUUUGACUACACUUGAAGAAGUAUUUAUGAAGGUUGGAGCUGACAGUACAUCACUAUCCGCGCAGAAAGCACGUUUGAAAGAUGGCGACGGUGAUGGUAAACCCAUUACAAAUGGUACAUCGAAUGGUAUUGAACGAAAUCCAUCAGAAACACGCCUUGAUGUUGGGGGACAUAAACAACUUUCCGGUUGCGCUCUGCGAAUGAAUCACAUCCGCGCCAUGUUUAUGAAGCGAGCACUAACAACAAUUCGUUCCUGGCCAUUAUUUGUUGUCCAAUUACUAAUACCUAUUUUACUGUUGAUAUUUGCAAUUCAAUCUGGUAAAAAAUCAGCAAUCAAGGAACUACCAUCUUUACCAAUCCAACUUAAAGUUUAUCACGAGUCUGUGACGCUUGUACAACGCGAUGGAGAUACUGACACAUAUAAAGCAGCAACCAAUUGGUUGGCCAACAGCGGACUAAAAUCUAAACCAGUUGAGAGUAUUAGUAAAUACAUAUUAAAACUAACAGCGGAUGAACCAGGGAAAGUUCGAAUGUCGUACGUAAUCGCCGGAGAAUUCGCCAAAAACAAACUUGUCGGUUGGUUUAACAACGAUCCGUACCACACGCCGCCAUUGGUUUUGAACUUCAUCUACAACUCAAUACUUAAAUCCAUCAAUCCGGAGUAUGAAAUUACGGUGAACAACUUUCCACUACCAUUAUCUGUUAAUUCAACGUUUAGAUUAUUGCAACAAGGCAAUAAUAUGGGUUUCCAACUUGCAGUGAAUGUAGGAUACUGCAUGACAUUCAUUUCAGCGUUUUACAUCCUUUAUUACAUCCGAGAGCGAAUUUGCAAAGUGAAACACUUGCAGUUUGUGUCUGGUGUAAACAUUAUCAUAUUUUGGUCGGUGUCUUAUCUUUGGGAUUGGUUCACGUACCUGUUGACAAUACUUGCGUUGCUUGUGACAUUGAUUUGUUUUCAAGAAGAUGGCUAUCGCACCGUUCAAGAUAUCGGUAACCUUACGGUUAUUCUUUUAUACUUUGCAUUCGGCAUGUUUCCUAUUAUCUACUUACUCUCGUUUUGGUAUGCGUUACCAUCGACUGGAUUUACACGUGUUAUACUCUUCACAACAAUAUUAGGCACAUUUGCGUUUAUGGUGGUUGAAAUAUUAAACUUUGAGGCUUUGGAAUUGCAAGACAUUGCCAGGAUUCUCGACUGGAUAUUUAUGUUUAUUCCACAUUAUGCACUUACCAGUGGAAUACGUAAUACAAAUCUAGAGUAUCUCCGGUAUACUACAUGUAGGAAAGCUGUGCAAAUCUGCGUGAAAGCUGGUUUCGAUGAAGAUUUUUGCUGGGAGUUUAUUUCGAAACAACAGCAUCAAUGCACAGAACGAACUGAACAUUAUUUCACAUGGGCUAAACCUGGUAUUCUUCGGAAUAUCAUCAUUACUUUGCUGGUAGGCAUCGUAUGCUUGAUCAUUCUACUUCUGAUCGAAUUCAAAAUGUUCGAUAAAGUGAUUUAUGCGUUGCAAGGAAAAAAGAAAUACGAUCCGGAUGAUGAGGAUGAAGAUAAUGAUGUUGUCGCUGAACGUAAACGAAUACAAGAGUUAUCCUUAGAUGAGAUUAGUAAUUAUAAUCUGGUAGUGCGUAACAUGACUAAAUACUACAAGAAGUUCCUUGCGGUGAAAGGAUUGUGCCUAGGAGUAAAUCGGUAUGAAUGUUUUGGUUUACUAGGCGUAAACGGCGCUGGUAAAACAAGUUCUUUCCGAAUGAUCACUGGUGAUACAGAUAUCUCAUCUGGUGAUGUCUUCGUGAAAGGACUAAACUUAAAGUACAACAUAAAAGAAGUAUAUAAACAAAUUGGAUACUGUCCACAGUUUGACGCAUUGUUUGAUGACCUCACAGGUCGUGAAACAAUCAGAGUAUUUUCAUUAUUGAGAGGCUUUGAACGCUCUGAAUGUGAUUUUAUCGCUGAAAACUUAGCGAAAGAACUAGAUUUUUAUCAACAUCUUGAUAAAAAGGUCCGCCAGAUGAGUGGUGGAAACAAAAGGAAGCUAAGCACUGCUGUUGCAUUAAUCGGAGACCCGCCUAUUAUAUAUCUGGAUGAACCAACAACAGGAAUGGAUCCUGCAACAAAACGUCACCUAUGGAAUACAUUGUGUAAAAUCCGUGACGAAGGUAAAUGCCUGAUAUUAACUACGCAUAGUAUGGAAGAAUGUGAAGCGCUGUGCACACGAUUGGCAAUCAUGGUCAACGGACAGUUCAAAUGUAUCGGAUCAACGCAACACCUCAAGAGUAAAUUCUCGCGUGGUUUUACGUUAAUCCUAAAAAUACGUAAACAAUCAUUCAUCGGAGAUGCUUCAGUAACACGAGUCGCUGAAUUCGUGCAGCAACACUUCCCGUCCGCUGAACUACGCGAACAGCAUCAAGAAAUGAUAACGUAUUACAUUGCGGACGCCGGUAUGCCAUGGUCGCGGAUGUUCGGCAUCAUGGAGAACGCGAAAAUCUCACUGGAAAUUGAAGACUACUCUAUUGGCCAAACAAGUUUAGAACAGGUUUUCUUGAAGUUUACACAACAGCAAAAUUAAUCGCAUUCGUCGUGUGUGUGCUAGCUUCGAACCAAACAAACAAGUGUGAUGAAAUUCAAUGUGAUUGUUCAUUCCUAUAUUUUGUACAUUUUUGUGAUAUUUAUAGAGUUGCCGUGUGCUACUGCGAGGCCUUUAAUGUACUUUUAAACUCAGACUGGAAUCACAUCUAGCAAAAUUUACCUAGCAAAUUAAUUUAAACUUACAAAUAAAAACGUUACCGUUG